Messenger RNA from Nasonia vitripennis (jewel wasp), 1263 nucleotides. RefSeq lists its product as uncharacterized. NCBI's taxonomy places the organism in Eukaryota, Metazoa, Arthropoda, Insecta, Hymenoptera, Pteromalidae. The record is from RefSeq and is a predicted model, not a curated record. Bases 333 to 809 code for a protein of 158 amino acids. The transcript is spliced from 3 exons.
UAUAUAUAUAUAUAUAUAUAUUUGUGUGUGUGUGCAGUUGAAGCUUAUAUAUUGCACUAGUAAACUAGUUAUUACAUAUUCUAUUAUGUCUAUACAAGUUUUGGACAGAUUUGCAAAGUAAAGAUGCAAAGAUAUGAUCAUUUCGCACUGUUUAUCUUUUUACAAUAUCAAGUGCUCUGAUAAAGCAAUAUUAAUUCAAAUUGAUUCAUUUUUUUAUCAUUCUGAAUUGGACAUAAAAAGUUGAUACUUACGCAAAUGCAGACGAAAUACAUACAAACUAGAAAUUUUUUGUAGCAUAUAAUUUCUGAGUUUGUGAACUGAGCACUAAGGAAAUGGGAAAAGCCGAGCCAAGUCUUGAUGAUAUACUCAAGAAACAAAAUAUGGCAAGUUCUAAAAUGGAUUCAACGGGAGAUAACACAGUUUAUUAUCUUAAACAUCAAUGUAUAGACAAAAUACAACAAAAGUGUAAAAAAUUCUUUGAAGAUGCAAAGGUCUUUGAUAAAGUUGAUAGCAUGAUGAAAUAUUUGCUAUCCCACCCUCUCCUAUUAGCCGGUUUCAUUAUUGUUGUUGCAACUUUGGUUAUUCCAAUAUUUUUAUUUACAAUCUUUGCUAUUAUAAAUGUUGCAAUUGCUUUUACUAGUUUUAUAAUUAUUGAAGUAAUGCUGCUGAUGAUUGGAAUGACAGUUCUUAGUUGUAUUAUGUUUCUUAUUAUUACAACGAUAGCAGUUGUAGCAAUAUCUUUUCUUUUGUCAUUCUAUGUUACUUACUUUUCAUUUUUGCUAGUCAGAAGAAAAUUGAUAAGUAAAUAGUAAUAAUGCAGUAUUAUACAAAGGAUUAUUUUUAAUUAUUCCAGUAGUACGUUAACUUGUGAAUAAGAAAUGUCUAUUAAAAACAAAUUUUUUCACUAGUGCGUAUUUCAUGAAAAGUAUUGUAAUUUUUAUUUUUUCAAAAAAUAUAUAUUUUUUAUAAGAAGUAAAAAAAAGUCGUUUUUAUAUCUAAUGUAAAGGAUGUGAGGUAAUAAAAUAUCGCAUAAUUUAUUACAAAUGUGAUAAGCUCAAAGGCUAGUGUCAAAGAAAAAAAUUAUAAAAAAAAUCACAAUUAAUGAUAAAAGAAGUUAUUUGUUCUCUUUACAGUCUUUGGUUAUCCUUGUGUUAUCCACUGUAGAUUGAAAUACACCGUCCCAUGAUAAAUCUCUUAAUGUUUUGUAAUCUAUGUCACUUUUGUACGAAAUUUUUUGCAAAUAGUCUUUUUUGUUUGUUAUAU